AUGACUGAUGGAGUUUACGAUAGCUUGCUUUACAAUUGGGAUCGCUUGCAGAGGGCUGCUAAGACGUUGCAUCCUGGCUUGGAGGGCGAAGUGAUCAACAUUGUGGCAUGUCCUUUCGAUACACCCAUUUACCAGGGAAGCAAAAUCUUGGUUAGAGCCUAUGUGGCCUCCUCCGUGGGAGAUGUGCCACAGCCGGACACAGCCCAGAAGGUCGUCUUGGUUCUGAGGAGCUCGGACUGGCUGGCAGUCGACCCACAGGCAGGCCCACUUCAUGUUCUUGCUGCUUCUGUAAGUGUGCAGUCGCAACAAUACCUGUUGGAUUGUACGGGAAUUUCUUCGGUGGUUGUUACAUGCUGUAACGUGUUGAACGACACUUGCGUGCACAUGGCGGAGAUUUUCUCAGGCGGUUUUUCAGGAUGGAGCCAGGCAGCCUAUAUAUUGCAUACUGCAGGGAUUCCAGUCCAGACCUCGUGGACGCUGGAUGUGGAUGGUGCCUGCUCCGACAUGUUGUGCCACCAGCAUGCAUCUUGGGCUGAGGCUUCGGAUUUGGAGAGCUUGCUUCUUGCUGGGGCGGAUGGUGUGCUUCAUCUCUGUGCGGAUGUUCAAAGAAACUGGUGGUUAAGGGUCUUUCGGCAACGCCCUGUGCACAUUGUUUGCAUCUCUGCGCCGUGCCAGCCUUGGUCUUCGGCAGGCAGCGAGCAGGGUUUGAGUUCAGAAGAUGGGCUCUUAUUGCUCCGUGCGGCUGACAUUGUUGGGCUCUUCCAGAUACCAUUGGUUUUGCUGGAACAGGUUGCUCAUUUUACCAAUCACCCGCACUUUGCUACAGUGAUGCAUGCAUGGUCUUUGGCGGGCUAUGUGAUACAAUGGCAGGCUUCUUUGAACUUGCUUGAUGUGCUGCCCAGCCAGAGGCAACGCUUCCUGAUGGUGUUAUCUCAUCGCACCAAUGCAGGACACAAGCAGCUGCAGCCAGGGUCCUGGACGAUUGACAAAAGGAUUAAUCUAGGUCAGGCCAAGGUGUUGUUUGACCUGCCUCCCACCAUGCUUGAUGCUAACACACCGUCGCAGGACGUGCUUGACAUGUAUAUGGAUCCAUGGUACGUGCCCACACCUCGGCAUGCUCAUCACUCCCCGCCUUCCCCGCAGAAGUUCCGCAUAAAGACCGCUGCAGACACGGCAGGUGUAUUCGUGGCUCAGUACCAAUUUCAGCACGAGUUGCCCCCGGCGCAACUGCAGAAGGGCAUUCAUGGCUGCCUGCUCCGCAAGUCGGGUUUGCUUAGGUUCUUCUCUGGUCCAGAGAUUGCCGCAGUACACGGAGCUGCGGUUCCCAUUUUCCUGGCCGCGGACCAACGCGAGCAAAUGAAACUGCUGGGCAAUUGCAUCGCUGUCCCCCAUGCCAUGGUGCCCCUUGUCUGCGCCUGCUCCUUGCUGGGAGUCUCUGAUGUGCCAGAGCCUGCUGCUGCGGUUGCUCUUUGCCUGAGGGCCAGGUUGCACAAUGCGAACUCGUUGCUGAUGCCUUUUGGUCCUGAUUGGGUACUCUGCCAUCGCUCUCAGGUUGAUGCAGUACUGCAAACGCAGGGCCGUCUGAUGCCCCGGUCGGUGUGUGCACCGGCUCCUGAGGCCUUUGUCGAAGUCUUGAUUCGGAUGCCGGCUUAUGGUUUUAAGGUGUCCGCCCCGCCUGACUGCGCGGUCCUCCCUUUCUUCGACUUCCUUGGCUGCCCGGAAGUUGCCUCGUGCUUCACAGGUGCGAUGGCUGAAGGCCUGCAAUCCCUCACUGUACAUGUCCAGCAGCCGCUAGAGCUGAACUGUGGCGGCUUUGUUUCCACAGGAGGUACUAAGCAUGGCCUGGCGCUUAUCUUGUCUGACGCCAAGACUUUUGUGGUUGAGCUGCACACAGCAAGGGCCUGGUCGCAACUCUUCCGUGUCUUUCAGGAGGUUGCACCUGGAAGUAACAGCCUGGCCUUGUUUGCCACCACGGGACAACGACUGUUGACUACAGAGCAGUUCUCAGCGUGUAUGGUUGCCGUUGCUGAAGACGAGGAGGUGCCGAUCUUCCCUCUGCGCAUGUUGGUGCCGGUACUCCCAGGCCUCCAGGUUGCCAGGCGUGCAGACGAGUUACAGGUGCAGGUCGCGGCCGAAGUUGCUCUUGAUGCUUGGUUGGCGAUGCCUUUUCAUCUGGUGCAUGCUUUGGGUUGGUCCUCGGAAGAGGAGAACUUCCCCCCGCGGGGACCCACACCCUCGUGUUGUCAUCUGCGGCAGGCUCGCCACCCCUGUAUGCCUGCUGACUUGAUGCAUGAGCAGUGGCGAUUGUGGCUUCUCACUGCACAGCUUGAUGCCUUGGCUUCCUUGAGCCCAACAGAUUCGAUUGCUUCUGAAGUUCAGGUUGUGGCCAGGUGCAUCUGGACCGGGCGGCUCCCUGCGGCUACGACUCUGGCCGAGCUUUCUGAUUUCUGGGGUACUGCCAGCCGCGUCUGUGGCUUAGGGGCGGGCCAUCGUGUUUUCUCUGGCCCUCAUCCUCAUGUACCGGAGACCUCGCUCCAGGAGCUCCGCUCGAAUGCCAGUGCAUGUGUGGUUCGGCGUUCAGGCCACUUACUUCUCACGUACCACCCAGAGGUUCGUGGUGGCGGCGUUAAGGCUGAGAACCUUAGUUGGGCCCAGACCAGGGCAGCCUCCCUUUGUCUCUCCAAGGGCUUUGAUCUUGCCUGUACCACUGCGUUCGUGGAUCAGCUUUCGAAUGCUGUUGGGGCCCAGCGCCUCUCUUCCGUCCUGCAGGACUCAUCCCAAGCUGACCGAUGGCAGGCCCUUGUUGAGUUGGCUACCACUGCUGGAGUUGCGGUGCCACAGUCUAGCAAUCUCCCUGCCAAGGCCGCCAAUCGUGCUAUCAAGGCUGCCCAACGGCGCAAAACUCACGACAGGCGCACGGUCCAAGCAGACGAGGUCUGCCUUACCGCAGAUUUUUUUCUCAAUGAGGACGGCACCCCGGCCACUUUGCUUGAUGAAAUCCGCCCAGGUGUCUCAGGUGUGAAGUUGGUCGGCGAACCCGAAGCCCAGACGCUGAUCCAUACCUUGCGAGGGGUGCAGCCUGAUGAGUUGGGUUUGUUAGUGCUGGGCCACUCUUGCCCGUGCCCUGAUGACUGCAACGGUCAGCUCUGCUUCCCGGCCACUUCCAGGGCCAAUGGCUCCAGAUUGCUCCUUGCGGGCUGCUUGCACAACCUCGGUGGGAAGCGUGUCCGUACCAAGGACAAUGGCGACAUUACGGUUGCCCUGCCGGAUAUGAGCUGCUGCACCUUCGAAUGCUACGCUGAUGAAUUUGAGCCUGAGAUUUGGUCUGCCAUCACUCAGGCUCCUGUCCGAGCGGUGCUGGAUCGCUUCCGUAAAGGGGGCAUCGACAAGCCAUUCUCUGAUCCUUGGGGCCGUGCCUUUUCGCAAAAUGGCAGGCCAGCAAUUGCAUCGUUGGCAGAUAGGGUGUGCUUUCAAGCCCGGGUUCUGUCGGACUCCCUGGACCAGCUUCUCAUCGCCAGCGGCCACAAUCAUGUCUAUUGCACGCCGCGCAACAUGGACCGUACUGUUGUUCAGUCUUAUGCCAUUGUCUGGUUGGGCAACGCCCGUGGCGAUGCAGUAAGGGCUGCUUUGCAGACCCCUGAGCAAUUGGGGCUUGUCCGAGCUAAGACCCGCUUUGGUUUGCGUGUUCCCGCUGCUCGCUUCGCCGCCAUCUUCGCAAGCCUGCGGCCAGGCCAGAUGGUUCCCAAUAAAGUGGCCGUGAAUCAGCUCUACCGGGUGGGUCCGCUACCCCAAACUGCCAGUGCAGAGGCCAUUGUUGACUGGGCCACCAAGGCAGGCUGGCAGGUUCGUGUUAUUAAGGCACUUGGCGCUCGCCACUGGCUGUUGGGCGCUUCUGCAGCGCCGCCCUCAGUGUACCCAGCCUUCAACGGGCAGACCAUACUGGUCAAUGCUGUCAGCGCCAAGCCAACUUCCCCACCUGUGGUUCAGUCGGGCCACCUGGGACCACGGGCGGUAGCUGCCACACCGCGCAAUGACAACACCUUGAAACCAGAAGAUCCUUGGGUGCAUUUUGAUCCAUGGCGGGCUGCUGCCACUGCGAACUCCAACGGGGCUACCGCCUCUAGCAGACCCUCCUUUGGUUCGGUUGCCACAUCGGAAACUCCCUCUCGCUCCCUUGCCGGCCCUACGGAGCAGCGCUUUCAGGCCCAAGAGUCUCGUUUGCAUGCCCUGGAGGAAGGCCUUGAACAGUUACGCCUUCGGCAAGAGGCCAACCACACUGAGCUGGUGCAGUCGCAGGCUGAUGAUCGGGAGGCCGCUGCCAGGUUGUCGGUUGAGUCCCUGAAGGGCUCCCAGUUGCAGCAACAGCAGCAAACGCAAGCCAGCCUUGAGGAGCUGAAGUUCCCUGGGGUUGGGCACUUGGGCUUCUACAGGCCUUUCCCGCGCAGCGCAGUGGUAGACUUACCGCCGCGCCAACACUUUUUCCAGCUUGCCUGCCCGGCUUCGUUUGCUUCGGAGUUGGCCCCGUUCCUGCAACUGCCCCCCGCUCCCACCAGCCUUUGGCAGUUGACCAUGCGUUCUCUACUGGUUUCCGUUAUGGUGAAGCGCUUCAUCCGGGACCACCUUUUUCUGCAGUUGCUCCUGGUGUUGCUGGCCACUGUCCACGCCCACCUGCCUUCUCGUGCCCGGUUCUACCGGCACCGUUGCAUCCUGCAAACCGCAACCCUCCCCCCCGUGUGCAUCCCCGCCGUGCUGGCGGACGCCCCAAACCCCGUGCCACGCUGCCUCAGCUGUUUUGCCCAGUCGGGCCUGCUCCCCGUGCUGCAGCAGGCUCAACGCAUCGUGUCUAGCAGGUUACGCUCCACUGGUUUUUCUUGGGUGUGGGGCGCUGCUGUUCCCCCACAUCAUGCUGAGACCUGCCGCUCCGACUCCCUGCGCGGACAUGCCGCUGGUGUUGCCAUCGCCUCUCUGUUCCCUGUGCGGUUGCCUUUCCAGCCUCUCGAAUGCACAGGUGUGGCCGCCCACCGCUUGGUCUUGGGGCACGUGCGUUUUGGGCCGCUGCACGCCCGUUUGAUUGUAGUCUAUGGCUGGCCGGCCAACCACAGUGCGGCUAAGGCCAAAAAUGAGACUUUGUUUCAGGAGGUCCUCCAGUCGGUUGCCGGUUCUCCCUUGCCCACAAUUGUCGGCGGAGAUUUCAAUACGGAUGUCACCAAGCUCCCUUGUUGGCCGGAGUUCCAGCGUUUGGGUUAUGCAGAGCUUUCUUCCUUCUGUGCUAGCCGUUUUGGGCAGCAGCUGCCGCCUACUUGCCGCAACAGUACCAGGCAUGAUUCUGUGCUGCUCCCUCGGGUUUUUCAGCCCCUGCUCCAGAAGGCUUCAGUGGACGUGGAAUGCCACCUCUUUGACUCCCACGCUCCCGUGUUGCUUGAGUUCUGUUUGCCCCAGCACAACCCGUGCAAACAGGUGUGGCGCAAGCCUACCAGUUGGAUGGAAUUUGAGCCCGAUGCCGACUUGGCGCAGCGGUGCUACAUUCAAAGUCGGGCUGGAGUGCAGCAAAGCUUGGAUACCUGUGCUUCUCGGGAGGACCUUGAUGCUGCUUUUGCCCAGUGGGCUUCUGUUCUCGAAACUUCGGUGGACUUUGCUGUUCAGCAGGCUCACUGUGAGGAUCCCCUCCGGUGCCCAGUGGCCCGCCUUCCGCGCCGUGCCAAAGGCAGAUGUGUUUACAGGGAUGUCAAAGCACAGGCUCUACCAGUCACUGCACCGAACGCUCGCUGUGGCGACUACUCCCCGCCUGAUGAGGCCCUCUCCCACAGGUCGCGGCACAAGGUUAAGCAGGAAUGGGCGGCUAUACAGGCUGCCAGAGGCUAUCCGCCUUGCUUUGGUCAGUGGCUGUUGCAGGUUGCGCAUUUCGUGGAGGCCUACGAUACUUGCCCUGCUGCAGCUUCGUCUGAGGGACUUCCCGCUGCCCAGUGCUUGUUUGAGUACUUGCCGCCGGACGACUGGCUGCGGGAUGUCUCUGAUUUUGUCCGGUAUGAGUGUGACGCCGUUAUCCGCCAGGAGCAACAUCAACGGCGGUUGCUCCAUUCUUAUCAGGCCGCCCAAGAUGCUUCCACGGGCCUUCGGCAGGGCUAUCGCUCCAUCCGCCCCUCAGAGAAUCCUCCGUUUACCUCCGUGCCGGUUGAGGAGUGCCAACAUGCCACACUUGACUGUUGUGCCAAGGACGGUUGGGGCCUUUACCGGGUUCCCGCGCCCGAGUUCUUUUGUGCCGGCUGCCCUGCUGUCGCUGAUGACCAAGCAGUCCAGGUAGGUGCGUGUCAACAGGACGAUAUCUUUGGGCCGCGCUUGUGGCUGCAUUUCGCUCAACAACCACUGCCAAUGAGCUGUAAGCUUUGCCAGGCCACCGAGGCGGUUACUGCACGUGAAUUGCACAGGUGCUUCACUAACUUUUGGCACCCACUGUGGAAUCGGGACCAAGGUCCUGCUGCCACUGACCUAGAUUGCUGGACUUCAUUUAUUACCUCCCUGCCGGCGCCACCGCCGGAGUGCAACAGUCUACAGCUACAGCUCGAUGAUCCCGCCUUCUGGCAACAACACCUGCGCAACCUCAAGCCUCGGUCGGCCACAGGGUACUGCGGCUUCUCUAAUCAAGAGUUACGUUGGCUGCCGUCGGCCCCCCUGGAGGAUCUGGUCCGGCUUUUCACGCUGUGCUCAGUUCAUGGCUGGCCCAAGCAUCUUGCUCGCGCCACGGUCAGCACUCUUGCCAAGGUUUCGCAGCCACUUGGAAUGCAGCAUGGCCGCCCUAUCACCGUCUUUGCCAACCUUUACCGUUUGUGGGCCUCUGGUGUGGCCAAAGCUGUGCUCGAGCAUUGGUCCAGCUGGCUCCCCAGAGGAGUUAUGGGCAGUGUCCCAGGCCGGUCUGUUCGAGAUCUGUCGCUUGCACUGGAGUGCCAGAUCGAACUGCACCUCCUUGCAUCCACACCCUUUGCAGGUUUUUCCAUUGAUGUGGUGAAAUGCUUCAAUCAGUUGCCCAGAGUGCCGCUGAGGUUUCUUCUCGCACAUUUGGGCUUCCCGGAACCAGUGUUGCACGCCUGGUUUGAUUGGCUGGACUGUUGCCAUCGCCUCCCGGUGUUUCAUGGCUCCAUUGGCCCGCCCGUCCUUUCCUGUACGGGAAUGCCUGAGGGCUGCCCUCUUUCUGUCGUGGCCCAGGUUGCUGUCUGUUGGGCGGCCCAGGUGCAGCACAUGAGCUUUGGCGCUGAACAAUCCUCCUAUGUGGACAAUUUCACAUGGACUGGCACCACUGUUGAGUCUCUAACGAAGGCGCUGAUCACAGCGCAGGGCUUUUGCUCUUCUCUGGCUUUGCCCAUCGACUGGACUAAGUCUUUUGCGUGGUCCACGGAUAGAAAGUUACGCCAGUGGCUGGCCGGCCCCGCCCAGCAACUGCUGCCUCCUGACUCGCAGCUUGCAGUUGUGCAGAGUGCCAAGGAUUUGGGCGUGGCUUUCAAGUUUCGCCGCCUCAACAGUCUGGAUGCAGCAGCCAAACGCCUGGCUGAAGGCCACCGCCGACUUACUGAGCUGCAAAGGCCUGGUGUGGCUUUGCUACACAAAGCUCGGAUCAUCCAGACCAGCAUCUGGCCGGCCACGUUCUACGGUUUUGAGGCCCGCCUCUUGAGCUCUGAUAGAGUUUGCAAGCUCCGUACCGGUGCCUGUCGUGCAUUGAUUGGCCCUCGCCCCAGUGCGAGCCCUCUCUUGACACUUUCUGUUCUGACCCCCCAGAUCACAGACCCGGAGGUCUAUCUGUUGUGCCAGGCUUUGUUGGCCCUCCAGCGAAUGAUGUUCUGCCGCCCAGAGCUUGCGCACCAAUGGUUGGCCGUGACAACAGCAGCUCUGGUGUCCCCUCAACGUCCCAUCGGCCCAGCCACUGCCUUGGCGGGGCUGCUCCGACGGAAUGAUUGGAGUCUUGAUGUGGACGGCACUGCUAAAGGGCCUGGUAAUACGUGCUUCAACUUGUUGACUGAUCCGCCGCGAAUGAUUCGGGCUGCACUGCGCACAGCUUGGCUUGAUUUGGUCCCUGCUAAGGUUCGCGACCGCAACGGUCUUCAGCGGGUCCAAUGCCCAGCACCCGAUAUUUGCCACCGGAUUUUGGCCCGGUUCCCUGAUGGACUGCAAGUUCACCUUGCACAGAGUGCUGUUGGCGGGUUUAUGUCAAAUGCGGCAAGGGCUACCUGGGAUCCCCUUCAAUGCCCGCAGUGUGAUCUUUGUGGAAUGCUUGAUAGCAAGCAUCACCGCCUCCUUGAGUGCCCGAUUGCUGCGCCGCUCCGGCGAAUGUACCAGCCGCUGCUCGACUGGGUGCUGGCUGAACAACCACAUUGGCUGCACUGCCCAUUCCCCACGGCACAUGAGGAUGAAGGAUUCCUGCGCUUGUUUUGGCGGUCACGUCGCAUGAUUGCGCCGAAUCCCCAAGCGCAUCUGAGGACCUUUUUGCCAGCCGAGGUCCAUCUCUUCACUGAUGGCUCCUGUCAGCGUCCGGAGGUGCCGGCUGCACGUCAUGCAGCUUGGGCAGUCAUCAUGUAUGCAGGCCACGAUCCACCUGACCUUGCAGCUGACAUACCUUUUUGGAAGCAGCAUGGCCUCCCGCCGCCUUAUUGGCAUGUGGUCGCUCAGGGGUGUGUUCCUGGACGGCAGGAUAUCAAUCGUGCAGAAUGCUGUGCGUUGUUCCAAGCUCUCCAGGUUGCGGCCGAGUUGGAGAUAUUGGCGCCGGUCUUGUGGUCGGACUCGCAGAAUGCUCUCCGCGCAGUGGCGGCUGCGUCCAAGGGUGCGGCAAUGCCACGUGAUCUGUCUUUCUGUGCUGACCUGGUCCCGGACAAUCUUGAUGUUUUGGUGCGGGGUGCUACGUUCCACAAAGUGAAAGCCCAUCAGCAGCUUCCAACUUGCUUGCAGGAUGGGCAAUCAUGGUCGCUGGUGGCUCAGCUUGGCGAUGCCAUUGCGGAUGAGGCUGCCAAAACAGCUUUGCGUAACGACCUUGCUAUUGCCGACGAGACGUGUGCCCGUGUGGCCCAUUGGAGGGUCCAGCAGGCCGACUACUUUUACCUCUUCUGCCAGUAUCUGGUUCAGCUCACGCUGCUUGUGGUCCCAGCUCGUCGGGAGGACCGCUCCAAGACCGCACAAGCCCUCAGUGCGGCGACUGCCAUGGAUCCUGCCUGCUCCUGGCUUGGUUUGCAGCCCUCGCUUGAGUUUGCCACUGUUCAAGUUCUUUUUCCUGAAGGUUGGGAACAGCGCCACAGCGAGUGGCCUCAGUGGUAUACGUCAGCAUUGUUUAUAUGGCUUCAGCAACUGAGAUGGCCAACCUGCCUGCCGCCUGACCGAACCUACGCAGGGACCACGUUCUUCGAGCUGCUGAUUAAUUUUGUCAUCACGACAGGGUUUUUGCCACCGGUUCGCAGCCAGACCUGCGGUCAAUGGUCCUGGACUAAUCUGUUGGAGGCCACGGGGGUUAUGCUGCCGGUGGUCGUGAGGGAGAUGAUUGUGCAACUGAUUUCCAGUAUUGACAGGAUCCGCAAAAUGGAUGGCAUUGAGGUCUGGCCUAGCCCGCGUCAUCACAAGAUCCGAAGUUUGCAAUUGUGUGAUCAAGGGUCACCGCGGAAGGGUUUACUGUACAGACCAUGGCUACCAUCGGUACAGUUCACCUCGACGGCGCUGCAAAGUGUGCUGAGUUCCGAUUGCCCUGGCGAAUGCCUGAGGGAGAUUGCGUGGCGAGUUCUUGGCAAGGGCUGA
This is a messenger RNA of Symbiodinium necroappetens, 9765 nucleotides long. The record is from the annotation of a GenBank genome assembly. Lineage: Eukaryota; Dinophyceae; Suessiales; Symbiodiniaceae.